This is a messenger RNA of Hyalella azteca, 1585 nucleotides long. RefSeq names its product phosphatidylglycerophosphatase and protein-tyrosine phosphatase 1 (gene PTPMT1). The record is from RefSeq and is a predicted model, not a curated record. NCBI's taxonomy places the organism in Eukaryota, Metazoa, Arthropoda, Malacostraca, Amphipoda, Hyalellidae. The transcript has 6 exons. The coding region runs from base 181 to 900 and encodes 239 amino acids. Gene Ontology annotation, molecular function: phosphatidylinositol-4,5-bisphosphate 5-phosphatase activity; phosphatidylglycerophosphatase activity; phosphoprotein phosphatase activity.
AUAAAUAAAAAACUCUAUAAUUUUAUGCAUGUGAAGAUUUAAAUAUUGAAGUGAACUGCUGGGUGGAAGUACACAGUGACAGUUGAGCAAUUUGGCAACCAGAACCGCUUUCCUACCCAGCAGAUCUCUGAAAUGAAUUCUGCUCAGACUUCUGCACUUCUGUAGCCCAGACCUCCUGCCAUGUCUUCUGGGCUCAAGCCUCUGAGGAUGGGGCGAGUGUUUGCUCGCCUCUCCUUCCUGCCGACGCUGGCACUGAACCUGCUGCUCGAGAGGGUCACCGCCAGGACCUGGUACAGCGCCGUGGACGAGCGCGUCCUGCUGGGGGCGCUGCCCUUCAGGAGCAUGGCCCGGGAGCUGGUGGACGAGCAGGGGGUGCGUGCUGUGGUCUCCAUGAAUGAAGACUACGAACUCCUUCUCACCCCCUCCGCUCAGGAGUGGGGGAGUCACGGGGUGGAGUUCCUCCAGCUGAGCACAACGGAUAUCUUUGAGGCCCCCAGCCUGGAAAAACUGCACAGAGGCGUGGCUUUCAUCUUGCAGCCUCGACCCUUAAAUGCUGACGCCAGCACCGACGGCAACAACAGCAACAGCAACACUGGCAAGAACAACAGUAACUGUGGGCGUGUCUACGUACACUGCAAGGCGGGCAGGACGCGAAGCGAAUGCAGGUGCUGCUGCCCUCUUCCUUCUUUCUCCUCCUUUUGUUGUACCUUCAGUAUAAAAACCUUUUAUCUCACCAGCGUCUCCCUCCCCCAGGUUUACGGGCUGGCCCCCCAGCAGGCGGUGGAGCAACUCACUCUGACACGACCUCACGUUUGGUUGGGCAACGCUCAACUGGCCGCCAUUGAUGCCUUCCACCGCGACCUGCUGCGAGGCGCUGCUCAUAGCCCCUCCCCUACGUAGUUCCUCGCCCAUACACAGGACCUCGCCCUCAAGAAGCUUUCAUUUCCAACGUAGGAUCUCUGUUCCCCGUAGAGCCCACCCUUCUGACUCGUACUUUCAUCCAGCCCCCCAUUCCUCCGUGAGGAAUAUCCAUACCCAGGGAAUCUGGCGCUGGGCGCCUCUCCCAUCUUUUCCUCACACAAAGAUUAUUUCCCCGCUAGCCCACUCCAACCUUUCUCCUUGUUGCUGUUCCCCUAGCUGCCUCGUGGGGUUUCUCUCUAUCACCAUCCUCCCUCUUGUGGCGAAGGCAGCACCAAGGCAGCUAUGAAUGGCUCAUAUAGAGAGAUUAAUAUCAGCUCCAAUGGCCAGUAAACUUUUAUGACAAGAGUGCGUUUUUUGUCCGUAUAUUAGUAUUUAAGAGAUUGUUCGGUAUUAAUAGUUACUUACUUACCAAAAUAUCAUUAUGUAUGUGUUGUUCGAACGCUGUUAAAUAUGUGUUGUUGAGAGCUUCUGUUAAUUCUACUAAUUAUGAUAUAAUUACACAGAGAUUUACCUCUCUUCGGGAAUUGGCAUCAAUCCCAUGUUUCAAACUGCAUGAAGUGCAUUAAAUAAAAAACUUAUUAUGUGAAAUAUUGAGAAUUGAGAAGCAGCAUGAUGGCAGAAUAUUGUUCAAACAAAACUGAUUUCAUUAAAAAUUUUGAUUUAC